GGACCUGGGGGACGGCACUGAGGACUGGCAGCGGCUGUACACGGCCCUCGGCCCGGCGUUCCGUGAGCGGCUCGGCGACGCCAGGGCGUCCCAGGACGACGGCCACACCGACGACAUGCUUAGGCGCUGGAUAGACCGCUGCCUGGUGCCGCUGCCGCUCCGGGCGCCGGCGGCACAGCUCGCCGCCGCCAGUCUCGUGGCUGCCCCGGAGCCGGUGAACCUGGGCGCGGGCACGAUCCUGAGGGGGUCGGCGACGGCAUGGCUCCUGGGGAAACCAGCGGAGGACGAGGCCUUCACCAGCCGGCGCUUCCCCCCCGCGCAGUUUCUGCACAAGUCGGUGCUCAUGCUGCUGCAGGAGGCCACACAGGAGGAGAGCCGUCAAUCCUGGGGCUGCUCAACGGGCCCAAGGUCGGAGAGACCUCCGACGGCAACGAGGUGCUGUUCGGCGGCCUCAACGGCCUGGGCGAGAACGGCCAGAGCACCUUCGAGGUGGCCGACGGGGAGCCUCCGCUGCGCCUGCACGGCUUCACCCUCCUCAUGCCCGGGAUCCUGGGCAAGCUGCUGAGGCUCGGGGCGCUGGAGGUCGUCCAGGGCAUGAGCGUCGACGAUCUGGCGAAGGUGCCGGCGGCCGAGCGGUGGACGGCCGCAGGCGGCCGGGUGAGCUCCUUGUUCGAGGCUUCGGCCGCGCUGUCGGGCGACGUGCAGCGCCGCAAGUGGUACAGCCGCAUGCUGGGCCUCGACAUCCAGACCCGACGGAGGCGGGCGGCGCGUGAGCCCUCGGUCGGGCUCCAGGGCGGCGGGCCCGCUCGACCUUUGGAACAGACCGUGCCGGUGCGCCGACGGAGGGCAGGGGGGGGCCUCCGGAGGUGCCUGCCCUUGCUCGUCGUCCGCCCUCCCUGCCCUCCCCUCCCUCCCUCUCGCGGCCAUCCCUUCUCGCUUCUCUCGAUGCUACCCCAGCUCCCUCGCGCGCGUUCCAGGAGGGCGCUAAGGCAGGCGGUACCGACGGAGGAGAUCUCGUGUCCCCAAAGAGUGAAAGUGCCGAUGACGAUGUCAUCGUCAUCGGCAUCGUCAUCGGAGUCUUCCCCUCUGCCGGCUGACGUUGGGCCGCCACCGAGCUCCGAGUGCCGAGCUCCCUCCCGCCCUGCUCUGUCGUGCACGAGCCGGGGGGUCCAGCUCUUGCGCCGCGCUGUCGCGGGCUCGCCCGUCUCCCGGCCACUGUCGGAUGCUACAGCCCGCCGACUCGCCCCCGCCCCCCUCUGAAAUAGCGGGGGGGCGAAAGGAAGACGAGGCGGGGCAGACUCGCCAUGAAGCAAGUGGGCCCUGAGGGAAGCGGAUCCCGAGGUGUUCACUGCUCUCGGAGUCCCAGGGCCCUCCACGGGCCCCGGGAGUCCAGGAGCAGCUGGGGGUGAAGAGCCCGUCCAGGGGGAGGGGCGUGCCGGAACUCGAGUUGAGCAGUAUAGGUGUUCGCCGCUUCUUGGUGCACGGUGAGCUCCCGCGUGGCGGUACUUGGCGCUGGCGCACUUGGGUCCUCCGUGCUCUCCGGCACCCUGCAUGGCAUCAUCAGCUCGAUCUGUUCGCGUGUGCGUGCUGCCCGCGGCAUGCCCCAUGCUGCCUCCGAGCUGGCCCGGUCCGCGCACCUCCUGGGGCCCCGGGGCCCGACCCCGACUCGGCUGCGCUGCUGUGCGCGCGGCUGCGACGCCAAAACUCACCGAGCGCUUUCCACUACUCGCAAAGUGCCC
Molecule: messenger RNA, 1739 nt
Organism: Prorocentrum cordatum
Lineage: Eukaryota; Dinophyceae; Prorocentrales; Prorocentraceae
Source: the annotation of a GenBank genome assembly